UCUAGAAACGAAAGAAUCUCUAAAAUUAACAGUCAUAUUAUUGCUUCAAAAUUUCCUAACAUUCAAAUAACCAAGCUUGAUGAACCAGUUACCAUUUCAUUCAAUUUAAAAUAUAAGAAUGCCACCAACCCACAGUGUGUUUACUGGGAUGAGACCCCUGGGCAGGAUCCUCAUUGGUCAACAAAAGGCUGCAAUGCACACAAAUAUGUACCAGGAGAGAAAGUACUUUGUUUCUGCAACCAUCUUACAAGUUUUGCACUAUUAAUGGACGUCUACCAAAAUGAAGGAAAUGUAAAGAAUACUCAACUCUUAUCUAUUAUAUCAAACGUCGGCUGUGGAAUAUCAUUUGUCUUUCUCAUUCUUACAGUAAUAGUCCAUGUUUAUUUCAAGAAGUUGUGGAAAUUAAUGGCUUCAAAGAUUUUAGUAAACUUGUGCAUUUCUUUGGCUGUCACUAAUCUUAUCUUCCUUAUUGGAAUGCAAGUAUACAUCGCGAAAAUAACGGCUGUUUGUAAGGCAGUGGCUGCUCUGUUACACUACUUCCUUUUGACAACUGUCAUGUGGAUGACUGUAGAAGCAGUUCACGUUUGUCUGUCAGUGAUUGUUGUAUUCAAAGCAUACAAGGAAUAUAUUUUGAUGAGGAGUUCCAUUUGUGCUUGGUGUCUUCCAGCAGGCAUUGUCGUACUCACUCUGGCAACCAAUCAUACAAACAAUUACAUAAGAAUUGCACAAGUCUGUUGGUUAUCCAAGACAUCUUUCUACGCUGCUUUUCUGUCUUCUGUGUCAAUCUUUCUCAUAAUCAACCUUUCAAUAUUUUUUCUCAUUAUCUGGCGUCUUAUCUUAAUGAAAAAUAAGAAGGAAUUUGAACACAAAGCAAGAAAAGUACGUGUUUUUGGUAUCAUUGGUCUUUUUUUCCUCUUUGGAAUAUGCCUGACUUUAGCAUUCUUCGCGUUUGGCGGAGCGGCCGAAAUGUUUAAAUUUCUUUUUGUCAUCUUCAAUACACUACAAGGAUCGUUUAUCUUCAUGUUCUAUUGUGUGUACAAGAAAGAUACUAGAGAUGUCAUCAGAAAGUAUAUCUAUGAACGAAAGAGAAUGAAUUUGUGGAAUGUUACCACGAGCAGAGGUCCAAGCUCUGCUAAUGAAACGAAUAAAACAGGAGACACGAAGUUUUAAAUGAAAAUUCAAGAAAUGUUUUCAAGAAUCGUCUAUGAAUAUAUUUUUCAUCUUAAACUAAAUUUACUUAUAUAACAUUAAACAUUAUACCUUUUAAAUAAAUUACUUUUUGUACUUAUCAAUACAACAGCAUGCAACCGAGAGACUAUAAUCCACAAUCUUAUUUUAACAAGCUUCACUGCCAGACUAUUGUCUGAAUAUUAUACUCUUUACCUACUUAUUUUAUGUUAUUUUGAAUUGAAAGUGUAGGAUUGACUUUUUGUUUUAUCUAUAUUUGUUCCUCCAUAAAACACACCACCAAGUUGAUGUGGAGAUAUGACCUUUUUGGUGUGUUUUUCCUUUUUUGUAUUUUCCUUCUUCCUUUGUUUAUAUAUGACGAGUCGCAAGAAACUUCCGACAAUCGAAUGGAAUAUUUUCAUUGGUGUAAAACAGUACAUGUAUUUCAAGUUUAAAAUAUUAACAGUGAUCUUAAGCAGUAUUUUAUGAAUAUGGAAAUUUGUUAUCCAAUGAACGUAUGGGGUACAGGAACAUG
Octopus bimaculoides (California two-spot octopus) is the source of this 1702-nucleotide messenger RNA. RefSeq lists its product as uncharacterized. The record is from RefSeq and is a predicted model, not a curated record. Gene Ontology annotation, molecular function: G protein-coupled receptor activity. Lineage: Eukaryota; Metazoa; Mollusca; Cephalopoda; Octopoda; Octopodidae. Gene Ontology annotation, cellular component: membrane. Gene Ontology annotation, biological process: G protein-coupled receptor signaling pathway; cell surface receptor signaling pathway.